AGAGGUAUCAUAAACCUUUCUACAAGAACAUAGCACUAUUACAUUGCAACACUUUCUACAAAACAAGAUGAAGAUUGCAAAGUUUUCUGUUCCACUCUUGAUUUUAUUUAUUUUCCCCGUGGCAUUAGCGCAGCUAAAAUUCGGGUUUUACAAAGAAUCGUGCCCUAAUGCAGAGACAAUCGUACAAAACCUGGUCCGCCAGCGUUUUGCUAGUGAUCCUUCAAUCACUGCCGCCUUGACUCGGAUGCAUUUUCAUGACUGUUUUGUCCAGACCCAACGACGUCUCAAUCAUCGGAAAAAAACCGCUGGCCCAAACGGUAGCGUGAGAGGGUUCGAGCUGAUCGACGAGAUCAAGACAGCACUCGAAGCUCAAUGUCCCUCCAAGGUCUCGUGCUCCGACAUAGUCACGCUCGCCACACGUGACUCCGUGUUCUUAGGCGGAGGGCCCAACUACACGGUCCCCACCGGACGUCGUGAUGGCUUUGUGUCGAACCCUGAAGACGCCAAUAGGAUCCUCCCUCCACCAUUCAUCUCUGUCGAAGGUCUGUUAAGUUUUUUCGGCAACAAAGGAAUGAAUGUUUUUGAUGCCGUAGCUCUUUUGGGGGCGCACACGGUUGGGGUCGCUUCUUGUGGUAAUUUUAUUGACCGGGCCACCAACUUUCAAGGAACCGGACUACCCGACCCAUCCAUGGACCCCUUUUUGGCUGGCAGGCUAAGGGACACAUGUGCGGUUCCAGGCGGCUUCGCGGCACUGGACCAGUCGAUGCCAGUAACGCCGGUCUCAUUCGACAACUUGUUCUUUGGUCAGAUCAGAGAAAGGAAAGGAAUUUUGUUAAUUGACCAACUAAUCGCGAACGACCCGGCCACUUCUGGUGUUGUGUUUCAGUACGCGGCCAACAACGAACUAUUCAAACGUCAGUUUGCAAUCGCGAUGGUGAAGAUGGGAGCCGUUGACGUGCUUACCGGUACAGCUGAAACUAUCGUUCGGAAUCUCGUGAGCGAUGAGUUCGAGAGUGACCCUACGAUUACAGCCGCUUUGCUUCGGAUGAAUUUUCACGACUGUUUUGUUGGGGGCUGCGACGGUUCUAUCCUAUUAAACUCGACAGAUUCAGAAAGAUUCUUCGGUCCAAACUUGAGCGUGAGAGGCUUUGAGCUAAUCGACGAGAUCAAGACCGAGCUUGAGGCUCAGUGUCCAUCAAACGUCUCGUGCGCUGACAUAAUGGCACUUGCCACACGUGACUCUGUGGCCUUAGCCGGAGGGCCGAACUACAACAUCACCACGGGACGACGUGAUGGGUUGAAAACGAAUGCGAGCGGCGUGUUCGACUUGAUUGGACCAACCGCCUCCGUGGCUGCCUUUCUCAGUUUCUUUGGGGACAAAACGAUGACCACGUUGGAUGCAGUGGCUCUGUUGGGUGCACACACGGUUGGUGUAGGAUCUUGUGGUCUAUUCAGGGACCGGCUCACAAAUUUCAACGGAACCGGACUUCCUGACCCAUCCAUGGACUCGGAUUUGGUUGCCAAUUUAACCAGCAUAUGUGCGGCCUCAGAGAACCCAUCAACUGGACUGGACAGGUCAACACCGUUGACUUUUGAUAACGCAUUCUUUGGGCAAAUCCGAGCGAGGAGAGGAGUUUUGCAACUUGACCAGCGGCUCGCAACCGACGAAGCAACUUCUAGUGUGGUGGCUCAAUACGCAGCUGACAACGACUUAUUCAAACGCCAGUUUGCGAUUGCGAUGGUGAAAUUGGGAGCCGUUAAUGUCCUCACCGGUGAAGACGGUGAGAUCAGAACAAAUUGUUGGGAAUUCAACAAGAAUUAAAUUUCCUUUUUUCCAUAUAAUCUGAUUCUUGAUUAUUUGUUCGUGUGUGUGACUCUGAGUGUGUGUGUUUUUCCCCGAUUAUUGUCAAUAACUAUAUGUUAUGUUGGUUCAGAUUUGAAUGGGCUUGUGAUGUGUUUGAGUUGCUAUUUUAAUUGUCUUUGAAAUGAAAUAUUUGAAAUUUG
Molecule: messenger RNA, 2004 nt
Organism: Arabidopsis arenosa
Lineage: Eukaryota; Viridiplantae; Streptophyta; Magnoliopsida; Brassicales; Brassicaceae
Source: the annotation of a GenBank genome assembly